CCGGUUGACGUGUCUGCCGAAGCCGGAAGUAGCCGCCGAGAAGGCUCGGAGCGUGGGGGCCGCGGGGUUUUGUUUUGUUUUCGCUUCCCCUCCGUCCUCGUCUGAGUCGCUAUGGCGGUCGCGCGGCUGUUGCUGCUUUCCGCACUGCAGGCGGUUCUUCCGCCCUUCGCCUCCUCUUUCUACUUGCCCGGCCUGGCUCCCGUUAAUUUCUGCGAGAAGCCGAAUAAGGUCUUUGAGUGCAAGUCUGUGAUAGAACUAUUUGUGAAUAGACUGGAUUCUGUGGAAUCAGUCCUUCCUUACGAAUAUACUGCAUUUGAUUUUUGCCAAGCAGAGGGAGGAAAACGACCUUCUGAAAACCUUGGUCAAGUAUUGUUUGGUGAGAGGAUUGAACCAUCUCCCUACAAGUUUAUCUUUAACCAAAAAGAGACUUGCAGACAUGUUUGUACAAAGGAAUAUGAUCUUAAUAAACCUGAACAAAGGCAAAAAUUACAAUUUCUGAAAAAAAGUAUGCUGUUAAACUAUCAGCAUCAUUGGAUUGUGGAUAAUAUGCCAGUAACGUGGUGUUAUGAGGUUGAGGACAAUCAGAAAUUUUGCAAUCCUGGAUUUCCCAUUGGUUGCUAUGUUACAAAAGAUGGACAUGCCAGAGGUGCCUGUGUUAUAAGUUCAGAAUUCCAUGAUUCAGAUACUUUCUAUAUAUUCAACCAUGUGGAUAUUAAAAUAGUUUAUCAUGUUGUGGAAAAUGAAAUACCAAGGGCGAGACUUGUAGCUGCUAAACUUGAACCAAAAAGUUUCAGGCACACAAAUAUUGACAAACCAGACUGCUCAGGACUACCUAUGGAUUUAAGGAACACUGUUACUGAUGGAAUUGUUAAAAUUGCUUAUACAUAUUCAGUUAGUUUUGAGGAAAAUAAAGAAAUCAGGUGGGCAUCCAGAUGGGAUUACAUUUUAGAAUCCAUGUCCCAUACGCACAUACAGUGGUUCAGUAUAAUGAAUUCGCUUGUGAUUGUCCUUUUCCUCUCUGGAAUGGUAGCUAUGAUUAUGCUAAGAACUCUGCAUAAGGACAUUGCAAGAUAUAACCAAAUGGAUUCUACAGAAGAUGCACAGGAGGAAUUUGGCUGGAAAUUGGUUCACGGUGACAUAUUUAGACCCCCACGAAAAGGAAUGCUGCUUUCUGUCUUUCUGGGUUCUGGAACUCAGAUUUUAAUUAUGACAUUUGUUACAUUAUUCUUUGCUUGUCUGGGAUUUUUAUCCCCUGCAAAUCGAGGUGCAUUAAUGACUUGUGCCGUGGUCCUGUGGGUGCUUCUUGGAACUCCGGCAGGUUACGUUGCUGCCAGGUUCUACAAAUCUUUCGGGGGAGAGAAAUGGAAGACAAAUGUUCUCCUAACAUCUUUCCUUUGCCCUGGCAUUGUGUUUGCAGAUUUCUUCAUCAUGAAUCUCAUUCUUUGGGGAGAAGGGUCCUCAGCAGCCAUUCCAUUCGGCACUUUGGUUGCUGUUCUGGCACUUUGGUUUUGCAUAUCAGUACCACUGACUUUCAUUGGGGCCUACUUUGGUUUUACAAAGAAUGCCAUAGAACAUCCAGUCCGUACGAACCAGAUUCCUCGCCAGAUUCCAGAACAAUCAUUUUAUACAAAACCACUUCCUGGGAUUGUUAUGGGAGGCAUUCUGCCCUUUGGAUGCAUCUUCAUACAACUUUUUUUCAUUCUUAAUAGCAUAUGGUCUCAUCAGAUGUAUUACAUGUUUGGCUUCUUGUUUCUGGUGUUCAUUAUUUUGGUUAUUACAUGUUCUGAGGCUACUAUUCUACUUUGCUAUUUCCAUUUAUGUGCAGAGGACUACCACUGGCAGUGGCGCUCCUUUCUUACGAGUGGUUUUACUGCUGUUUAUUUUCUAAUAUAUGCAGUGCAUUACUUCUUUUCUAAGCUUCAGAUUACGGGUACAGCAAGCACCAUUUUGUACUUUGGCUACACCAUGAUAAUGGUCCUGAUCUUCUUCCUUUUUACAGGAACAAUUGGAUUUUUCGCUUGCUUUUGGUUUGUGACCAAGAUAUACAGUGUGGUAAAAGUUGAUUGAAGAUACUCAAUGCAGAAACUAUCAACCUAAUUUAAGUACAUGAUUUUGGAAAAGAAUGUAAGCUUUAUCUAAAGUACUGAUUUAGUACUUUCUGAAUGAUAAAUAUACAUUUUCUCUCAUUCAAAUAUUUGUAUUGUAAUUUUGCAAUCUGUUUUCACUUUGUAUUCUUAAUGAAGACUGAAUAUAAAUGUAUGCAUUUGUAAAUAUUGUUAUAUUGGGACUUUUAAAUUCUAAUGACUGGUUAUAAGUGCUGCCUUGCAGGAUUUAAUAAUUCUUCUGAAAGAAUAGUUGUAAAUAAAGUUUUCUAGGUUUGCUGAGUGGGAUUGAUUAUUUUUUCAAAGCAAAGAACUUAUUUCUAUCAUGCUUCUGAAGGUUUACUCAGUGUAUUUGCUUGUAGUUUGAAUGUUUUUGUUUCACAUGAAGCCAUGGCCAUAAAUCUAUCUCCUCCCCCCCCCCCCAAUUCUGUUUGGUUCUAAUGGUGUUGUUUUGAGACUCUGCGCCUCCCAAGUUCUGCAACCUAAACAAUUCAUAAUAAAUGAGCUAUGUUCCGUUGAUUAUUACCCAUUAUAAAUAAAUGCAUAAAAUCCUGUAAAUAGAAAUAUAUUGGUAAGUUUUAAAUAUGUAGAUUGGGUUAUGUUUUUGAGUAAAUCAUGCUACAUAAAUGUAAUAUUCACUAGUUAAAAAUAACAUUUCAUAACUAUACUAUAGUCUCUCUCUUAAUCCUCUACAUAACUAAAUUAAGGGACUGGAUAAUAUGAUGAAAAAAUCUGCAUAAAUAGAAACAAGAUGUAUUACCAAUUGUGUUCCCUGCAGAUUGUAAUGAUACAUAUUAUGCAGAAUGGAUUAUGGAUUUGUUUUUUUUAAAUAGAACUAUUUGCUUCAAGUAAAGAAGUAAAUUUGUUAGAUGAAUUAAAAUUAAUCCACUUGCAUCUCUGAAAAUUGCAGUGGAAACAUGUUUACUGUAUUGAGUUGUUUGAGUUGAGCAAGUUACCUGUUAAUAAUCUCUGCAUGUUUUCUGGAAAAACACACCUGUUGCCAUGUAAUUGCAUGUUUCAACAGAUGACCCUAAGGUUUUUUUUCCUAGUAUUUCUAAAGAGUAUAAACUGAUGUGUGAAUAUUAAAAUCCAAUAAAAUAUCUUUUGUUAAUAA
Molecule: messenger RNA, 3216 nt
Organism: Ahaetulla prasina
Lineage: Eukaryota; Metazoa; Chordata; Lepidosauria; Squamata; Colubridae
Gene: TM9SF2
Product: transmembrane 9 superfamily member 2
Exons: 17
Coding region: 112-2067 (651 amino acids)
Biological process (GO): protein localization to membrane
Cellular component (GO): membrane
Source: RefSeq, a predicted model, not a curated record